AUGAGUGGCGUGGCUCAGACCGCUCCGACCGUUCACGAUAAUCCCGCGCUUGGGAUGGUACCACGACCCUCGACGAAACGGGUUGCCCUUCCGAAGUUGCAGGUGCCCGUCUUCUCCGGAGACCUCCGUGAGUGGCACGGAUUUUGGGAGCACUUUGAAGCCACAAUCCAUACGAAUCCUGACCUACCCGCAAUCGAAACGUUCAAGCACCUACGAUCCUACUUGACCGGACAAGCGAAGCGCGCCGUGGAAUGGAUCAGGCUUACCGAGGACAACUACGCCACUGCAGUCAAUGUCCUAACCCAGCGCUUCGGUCGUACGGACGCGCUUGUAGAUGAGCACGUCGACAGUCUGCUUGCAAUUACGCCGAUCCAGAACUCUUCACAGCUGGCCCGACUCCGCGAGCUCUACGAGCAUAUUCUCUUCCGUACUAGUUGCCUCGAGACCCUUGGCGUGUCCCCCGCAGAGUAUGCUGUUGUGCUGCAUAGGGUGCUCAUGCGAUCGUUGUCGGAGGAUAUAGCCGUGCUGUACCGUCAACGCACGAAGGAGGACGUUGCGGCUACUGAUGCUGCUGCGUCCCGACCGGCGCAGGUUAAGAACAUUAUGCAAUUUUUACAAGUACAAGUUGAAAGCAGGGAGGACACACGUGCGGGUCGUACAAGGCUUGCUUCGACCGUUCCUGGUACUAUGGAUCGUUCCUCCCAAGCUCCCGUAGCGUCGUCCACCUUGCCGACAGCACUGGCUUUGGCCGCAUCUUCAUCGCAUCCUCGUCCCUCUUGUCUGCUCUGCAACUUGGCAAGUCACACGGUUCAGGAAUGCCAUGUUGCCAUCUCGACGGAUGACAAGAGAAGAUUGACAGCCAAGAACUGCUGUUUCAAGUGCGGCAAGCACGGCCACUUCGCUCGCAGCUGUCGCAGUGCUACUUGGUUGAGGUGCCGUCACUGUUCAUGA
Molecule: messenger RNA, 951 nt
Organism: Ornithodoros turicata
Lineage: Eukaryota; Metazoa; Arthropoda; Arachnida; Ixodida; Argasidae
Exons: 1
Coding region: 1-951 (316 amino acids)
Molecular function (GO): nucleic acid binding; zinc ion binding
Source: RefSeq, a predicted model, not a curated record